GUGUGUACUGUGUCACUUUUGCUUGAUAGUCUGUCUUCUACAAAUAAGCAAUAUUUCUCAUCCACCCUUUUUUUCCAAUUAUUAGCCGCUUAAUCACAGAAAUGACUUCUAAAAGUGAAAAGGAUCGGGCUAAACAGAUUCAGGAUCGAUGUCAGAACAUUUUGAUACAAUUGCUCAAAGAUGAAGACAACAAAUAUUGUGUUGACUGUGACGCCAAAGGACCUCGCUGGGCAUCAUGGAACCUGGGUAUAUUCUUGUGCAUACGCUGCGCGGGUAUCCAUCGGAACCUCGGCGUGCACAUCUCGAAGGUCAAGAGCGUCAAUUUAGACUCAUGGACUGCGGAACAAGUAGUUUAUCUCCAACAAAUGGGCAAUUCUCGCGCGCGGGCAGUCUACGAAGCGAACCUACCCGAUUCCUUCAGAAGACCUCAGAAUGACUCGUCUUUGGAGGCUUUCAUCCGCGCCAAGUACGAGCAGAAGAAGUACAUCGCGAAAGAAUGGGUGCCCCCUGUCAUGCCUAAAGUUAACUGGGAUAAAGAGAUAGAUGAAGAAUUAGAAAAACAAAAACGUAAAAAGAGAGCUACAACUUCUGGCUUGGGACCACUACCUGCGCCUUCGACUGAUAAAAAAUAUAAUAAAUCCGAUGUAAUACCGAGCAUACCUAAACCAAAAUCAUCAGUAAGUCCCAAACUAGGCAGAAAUACACCAACAAACCAAGCUGAUACCAGCAAAACCUCCAAUGGAGCGGCCGACUUGCUUGGACUAGACACAUCUCCAAAACCAGAAGUAAAACAAUCAAACAAUGAUGACAUAUUCUCGAGUUUCUUCUCAGCACCUGCGGAGAAACCAGAACUGAAACCGGAAGAAACUAAACCUGAUCUCAAAACCGAGGAAGAAAACUUCUUCAAACAACCAGCUCCAACAGAGAAAGAAAAGUCGAAAUUAACUAAAGAUAGCAUACUAGCGUUGUACAGUCAGAAACCUACUAACACUUUAGGGAAUCAAUUUAACCCUGUACAGUCUCAAUCUGGUCAAUUUAAUCAAGUUCAGUCUCAACCUGGUCAAUUUAAUCAAGUUCAGUCUCAACCUGGGCAAUUUAAUCAAGUUCAGUCUCAACCUGGGCAAUUUAAUCAAGUUCAGUCACAACCUGGGCAAUUUAAUCAAGUUCAGCCUCAACCUGGGCAAUUUAACCCUGUUCAGUCCCAACCUGGUCAAUUUAACCCUGUCCAACCUCAAAAUCAGUUUGCGUUUGGUUCAGUAUACCAAUCACCGGCAUACAAUAGUAUGGGCAUGCAAAACGGUAUGCAAACUUUUAACCAGUUUCAACCUAUGUCAAAUCAGUUCCAACAGGCAUUCCCAAAUCAAAUGCCCCAGCAGAUGCAAAAUGUUCAGUCGUUACAAAAUGUUCAUCAGCCAUUACAAAAUGUUCAACCUUCGCAAAAUGCUCAGCCAUUACAAAACGUUCAGCCAUUUCAAAAUCAACAAUUUUUUCCUCAACAAAAUCAAUUAUCUCAACAAUUUGGAGGUCUCAAUUUAGGGCAGAGUUUUGCUAGCGCUUUCCCGCCUAAUCCUAAUGUAGCAAGCAAUAUAUGGCAAUAGGUUACAAGUUUGCAAGUUAUUCAAACCCUUAUGUUUAAGGCGUUAGAGUUCAUAAUCGUACCUCGCACUUUUGAAGUGUGUAAAAACGAGCUUAAACUCUUGAGCCUCGAUUGUUUGUGAAAGCAAGUAUUCGUUAACCUGUCAAUUUUAUGGUGAAAGAGAGCUUUCAAAGUGGUCCGCUAGAGGCACUGCUCAUUUUCCCAUGCAAAACUUUGACAUUUAAGGUGGAAGCGACGGGUUUGUCCGCGAAAUUCAAAUUUAAUUUGGGUUUUCGCAAUUUGUAAACUAAUACGACAACGUAGGCUUAUGGCAUUUUGAUUCCGACAAUGGCAAUUUCAUUCUUACAGGUUAAUAUAAAAAUCUUUACUUGAAACUGUCCAGUUUAACAAAUUAGUUCUAGUAUCGACUAAUUCUCACAAAUUACGUUGUCGUAUUAGUUUACAAAUUGUGAAAAACCAAAUUAAAUUUGAAUUUCGCGGGCAGACCCGUCUUAUGCCCCUUAACGCGAACUCUAGUGAGCGCGUAAGAGAGUACAUUCGAGGCCAUAAUAAUGUCUUAAUAUGAGCCUUAGAUUUUGUUAACACGCAUUGUAGAUAACGCAAUAUAUUUAACUCUCCCUGGCUAUAUGAUUGCAUUUAGAACUGAAAUACCAAUACAAUGGUGCUAAUUCGGUAAAUCUCUAAAUUAAAUUGGCAGGUCCAUCUUGUUUCAUCAUCUUUUUCACAAUGUUCCUUGUGAAUAAGAAUAGCGUCUAAAAACUUAUUAAUUUUGUUUAGUAUAAAGAACCGAAUUAGCACCGUAGAUACAGCCAAUCGUUACACAAAAAUGAACUCAUAAAAAAAAUAACUUGAAAGAAAUCAAGCGAAUGUCGACAGUUAAAUUCUUGUCGUGUCCUAUAGAAUGUAAAAUCUUCUCUAAGAAUUUUUCGUAAUUAAUUUAUCAAUUGUACUUAUGUAAUAAUAUUUCUCUAUAUACAUAUCUCAAUAAAAUAA
Molecule: messenger RNA, 2590 nt
Organism: Maniola jurtina (meadow brown)
Lineage: Eukaryota; Metazoa; Arthropoda; Insecta; Lepidoptera; Nymphalidae
Product: stromal membrane-associated protein 1
Exons: 5
Coding region: 102-1598 (498 amino acids)
Molecular function (GO): metal ion binding; GTPase activator activity
Source: RefSeq, a predicted model, not a curated record